AUGGACAGGCACGCCUGCAGGCUCUGUUUCCGGCGGUUCUCAAACGGCAGAGCUCUUGGAGGCCACAUGCGCUCCCAUGCGCCGUCCGCAGCCGCCGCUGCCGUCAGGUCCCAGCUUAUUGAGUACUCCGCCUCGCCCUCCGCCUCUUCCUCCGCCUCCCGGGGGGAGCUGGAAGUAACAGAGCGAGUUGCUGAAGUAUCAGACGAGGUAGUGGCAGGGACGGAAGAAGAUGCUAAGCAGCUGCUCUCCUAUGGUCUGCGCGAGAACCCGAAGAAGAGCUUCCGCCUCGUGGAUCCGGAGUUCUCGUCCACCUUCGUGGCGGCGGACUACGCCUCCGGAGGCUGCUCAUCCGUCGUUGUCCAGGACUGGGAAAGCGAGACCGAGUCGUCGGUGCCGCCGUCCCUUCGCCGUCGAUCCAAGCGACGGCGGCGCGCCCCUCCGCUGUCGCCCCCUAAGUCGGAGCCUUCUCUAGACCCAGAGCCCGUCAGCUCCGUCUCCGACACCACCCCGGACGAGGACGUGGCCCGCUGCCUGAUGAUGCUCUCCCGCGAUGUUUGGACGACCGACACGCCGGCCGCCGCUAAGAGGAACAGCUCCUACGGGGAAGAAGAGGACGAAGAGGAACAGCCCUCCGAUGACGACUCGGAGAAGCGGGUCGCCGCCGCUCGGUUGCGGAGGGGGGGACGGGGCAAGUACCAGUGCGGCACCUGCGGGAAGAUCUUCCGCUCGUACCAGGCGCUGGGCGGCCACCGGGCGAGCCACAAGAAGAUCAGACCUUGCCUCGGAUCGACCCUCGUCGAUGUGGAAGAGGAGGAGAACGACGAUCGCCGCCGUCGGGGCCAUCAGAUCCACGACGCAGAUUCUGAGGUGAAUGCGGCGCCGUGCACGGUCUCCUCCGCCGACCGUAGGAUUCACGAGUGCCCAGUUUGCUUCAGAGUCUUCAGUUCCGGUCAAGCUUUGGGUGGUCACAAGAGAUCCCAUCUCAUUAACUCUUCCAGUACUACUAAUUCCACCACUCCAGUGCUAGUAUCAAAUUCCGUUCUUGCUGCUGCUGCUGCUGCUGUUCAUGUUUCUGCUACUGCGGAUGCUAGUCCAGUUCGUGCUACCAAGUCUGUUGGUGAGAGCUUGAUCGACCUUAAUCAACCGCCGCCGAUGGAUGAGGAAGCGGAGCUCUCCGCAGUCUCCGACGGGCAGCAGUACAAGUAG
Messenger RNA from Spirodela intermedia, 1206 nucleotides. The record is from the annotation of a GenBank genome assembly. Lineage: Eukaryota; Viridiplantae; Streptophyta; Magnoliopsida; Alismatales; Araceae.